Messenger RNA from Colletotrichum spaethianum, 606 nucleotides. RefSeq lists its product as uncharacterized. NCBI's taxonomy places the organism in Eukaryota, Fungi, Ascomycota, Sordariomycetes, Glomerellales, Glomerellaceae. The record is from RefSeq and is a predicted model, not a curated record. The transcript has 3 exons. Bases 1 to 606 code for a protein of 201 amino acids.
AUGGAGAUGCUGUCCAAAGGCGUCCCGGCAUUUCAAGUCCUGGGACCCUCCGACCGCAUCGACCUGGAGCUCUUUUUCCGUGAUCGCGAGCCCCAUGAUACCUACGACGUUCACUCAUGGGCCUGUGAGCUGUUGAAAAACAUCGAGGGUUACGACGUAUUCGUGCAGCUGGCGAGCAUUGCUCUUUACACGACAUACAUGCGGUGGAACAUUUUGCCCACCGCCACAAACUACGCUUUAAUGCCUGCAAUGAUCCGCCCGACCCAACGCCAACGAUUCAUACCCCAUCGCAUGACCAUCGAUCUCGUACCACAUGUUGUCCACAUCGAGGCCUCUAACUGUACGAAUAGUCCUGCCAUCCGUGAUGCAUUGAUCAACAGGUUCCGCGACUGGCUCUCGCCAGGUACAACGGACACGGGAGGAACCAGCGUCGGCUGGCCUUAUAGCCUCGACGCCGCGGUGGACGUGUGCCCUAUUACUGGACGCAGGAUGCUGAGCCGUGCAUUUUUUGAGCAUGCCACGAAUGGGUCCAACUGGAGUUUGGAUAAGUCUAUUCGUGCAAUGUAUCCGGAGAUCGAAGCCAUGGGCUUCAAGAUCAGGGACUGA